This is a messenger RNA of Morus notabilis, 2158 nucleotides long. Its product is annotated as phosphoinositide phosphatase SAC7. Gene Ontology annotation, cellular component: endoplasmic reticulum. The record is from RefSeq and is a predicted model, not a curated record. Gene Ontology annotation, molecular function: phosphatidylinositol-4-phosphate phosphatase activity. Gene Ontology annotation, biological process: phosphatidylinositol dephosphorylation. The transcript is spliced from 21 exons. NCBI's taxonomy places the organism in Eukaryota, Viridiplantae, Streptophyta, Magnoliopsida, Rosales, Moraceae. Bases 151 to 1941 code for a protein of 596 amino acids.
AAGGCAAAGUGGCCCAACAGAAUCUCAAAUCUCAAAUCUGAAAACAAUUGUGUUUUACUUUGUCCUAAUUAACUCCACUUAAUUAAGAUUAACAUUUUGAUUCUUCAAUUUGCUUCCCUGGAAUCAAUUAAGGUCAGAUCAGAAAUUACAAUGAUGGAGAAAGCAGAUUCUUCGCAGAAGUUGUACUCUCGGAUGAGAUUAUGGGAGUUUCCGAAUGAGUAUGUGAUUGAGCCAACUGACGGCUCUUCUGCUGCUUCUUUGUCCAUUAAUCGCCAUGAUGCCUCUUUGAAUCUCAUCGAUGAGCUUCCAGAUUGCUCUUCUGUUAGGGCACCAAAGAUUCAGACUAUUUUCGGUCUAGUUGGCUUGCUGAAGCUCUUGGCUGGGUCAUAUUUAAUUGUCAUAACUGAGCGUGAAUGUGUUGGAUCUUACUUGGGUCAUCCCAUUUUCAAGAUUUUAUCUUUGGAAGUUUUUCCUUGUGACCAUUCUCUGAAGAACUCCAAUGCACAACAGAAAAAGAUGGAAUCUGAGUUUUCUGCGCUGCUAAACAUCGCAGAAAGGACUUCUGGUUUAUUUUUCUCAUAUGACACUAAUUUAACCCUCAGUUUACAAAAAUUGCAUGAUUUGGGUGAUGAAUCUAAGCUGCUCCCUCUUUGGAGACAGGCAGAACCUAGAUUUCUCUGGAACAAUUACAUGUUAGAAGUACUCAUAGAUAACAAGCUUGACCCCUUCUUACUUCCUGUUAUCCAAGGGACCUUUCAGCACUUUCAAGCAGCAAUAGGGAAAAAUGUUAUUGAUGUUACCCUAAUUGCUAGGAGAUGCACAAGGAGAAAUGGAACUCGUAUGUGGAGAAGAGGAGUUGAUCCUGACGGGUAUGUUGCAAAUUUUGUGGAAACUGAGCAAAUUAUGCAGUUGAAUGGCUUUACAGCAUCAUUUGUGCAGGUUCGUGGUUCAAUUCCAUUGUUGUGGGAGCAAAUUGUUGAUUUGACAUAUAAGCCUAAGUUUGAGCUUGUGAAACCAGAGGAAGCUCCCAAAGUAGUAGAGCGACAUUUUUUGGAUUUAAGAAAGAAAUAUGGGGCUGUUUUAGCAGUUAAUCUUGUCAACAAGCAUGGAGGUGAGGGACGCUUGUGUGAAAAAUUUGCAAGCGCUGUGCAACAUGUCAUUAGUGAUGAUGUAAGAUAUUUGCACUUUGAUUUUCAUCGCAUUUGUGGGCAUGUUCAUUUCGAGCGCCUCUCCAUCCUUUAUGAGCAAAUUGCAGAUUUUCUCGAUAGAAAUGGGUAUUUCUUAUUGAAUGAAAAGGCUGAGAAAAUGAAGGAACAGCUUGGAGUUGUAAGGACCAAUUGUAUUGAUUGCUUAGACCGUACAAAUGUAACUCAGAGCAUGAUAGGUCGAAAGAUGUUGGAAAGCCAACUUAGAAGGCUUGGUGUUUUUGGCGCUGAAGAGACUAUUAGCUCACAUCCAAACUUUGAUGAAAAGUUUAAAAUAUUGUGGGCUAAUCAUGGGGAUGACAUAAGCAUUCAAUACUCUGGUACUCCUGCCUUGAAAGGAGAUUUUGUCAGAUGCGGCCAGCGGACAGUCAAUGGGAUCCUCAAGGAUGGAUGGAAUUCCCUUGUACGUUACUAUUUAAAUAACUUCCGUGAUGGAUCAAAACAGGAUGCAAUUGAUCUCCUCCAAGGACAUUACAUUGUUUCGGUGAGCAGAGAAAUGAGCCCCCCAUCGCAAAAGGGAGGCCUUGAGGCUGUAGCUUCAUUUCCGCUCGCUUUAUUCUUUGUUCUAAUGGGAUUCUUCUUUGCUACAAUGUCACUUAGGCAAGUUCGGAAUGACUUUCGGCAUUUAUUCUUUUCAAUAUUGUGGGCAAGCCUAAGUGUGGCCUUAGCAGCAUUUGUGAGAGCCAAUGGACGGGUUUUCUGCAACCGGCCUCGUCUUUACAAGCCUCGGUCUUAGAUCUGGGUCACCAAGUUCUGAAGGAAUCACUUUUCCUGUUCACUUUCCCGCUCUUGUUGCUCGUUUAUCUCCGUUCUUUCAAGUUGCAUUCUCGAUAUAUUUGCUUUAUAUAGCACACGGUAUAAACAGUAGUUGGUUUGGCAGACCGCCCUUCUGUUGGUGUUGUCAUUCCUUUUGUAUAAAUUGAUUGAUUGAUUGAUUGAUUUAUUUAUUUCUG